AUGGCUCGUGGAAAGAUUCAGAUGAAGAAAAUCGAGAACCCUGUUCACAGGCAAGUCACCUUCUGCAAGCGUCGUGCAGGGCUUCUUAAGAAGGCUAAGGAGCUCUCUGUGCUGUGCGAUGCUGAAAUUGGCGUCGUCAUUUUCUCCGCUCAUGGAAAGCUUUAUGAACUAGCCACCAAAGGGACCAUGCAAGGCUUGAUUGACAAGUACGGCAAGACUUGCCGGGGAAGAGCUCCGGCUGAGCAAGCCAAAGAAAAGGAACCUCUGGACCCAAAAGACGAGAUAAGCAAGCUAAAGCAAGAGAUUGAAGUCCUCCAGAAAAGUCUAAGGUACAUGUCUGGAGGAGGAGCUGGGACAAUGACCUUAGAUGAACUGGAUGUACUCGAGAAACACCUCGAAACUUGGAUAUAUCAUAUACGUUCGGCAAAGAUGGAUAUCAUGUUUCAAGAGAUCCAGUUGCUGAAGAAUAAGGAGGGAAUACUGAAGGCAGCUAACAAGUACUUACAAGAAAAGAUGGAUGAACAGCAUAGUGUUGUUACUGACAUGGUGCCGCUGAUGACUACUGCUACUAACAUUCAAUAUCCACUAACUAUACACAGUGAGAUAUAUCAGUUCUAAUUUUGAGUGCUUUUUGUGUAAUGAGUAUUGAACUGCAGACUAGUGU
Coffea eugenioides is the source of this 664-nucleotide messenger RNA. Its product is annotated as agamous-like MADS-box protein AGL12. Gene Ontology annotation, cellular component: nucleus. Lineage: Eukaryota; Viridiplantae; Streptophyta; Magnoliopsida; Gentianales; Rubiaceae. The record is from RefSeq and is a predicted model, not a curated record. Gene Ontology annotation, molecular function: RNA polymerase II cis-regulatory region sequence-specific DNA binding; protein dimerization activity; DNA-binding transcription factor activity, RNA polymerase II-specific. Bases 1 to 618 code for a protein of 205 amino acids. Gene Ontology annotation, biological process: positive regulation of transcription by RNA polymerase II. The transcript has 7 exons.